AUGUCCCGCGAGCGGCCUGCGCCUGCCGGGGGCAACGCGCUGGUGACCUUCGAUGCUCAGCUCGCGAAGCAGCAGGAGGAGGCACAGCUUGCCAAGGAACGCCCCAAGCCGCGGAACGAUUACUUGGACUGCUAUACGGGACCCAAGGUGAAGUGGGAGGACACAGGGCUUUACAAGGCGCUGGUGAAGAGCCAAGACAUCGAGGAGGAGCUGACGAAGAUCCGGAAUUUGAUCCGCAAGCGCACCGAUCCGGGCUACGAUCCCAAUGACGAGGAGGACUUUAAGGUGGCGCCGGUGCGAAAGUUCGACAGCAAGGCGGACUACUACAAACUGCUGGACGUGGAUGACUUCGCCUCUGUGAAGGACAUCAAAGGCGCCUACAAGAAGCUGGCGUUGCAGUACCACCCGGACAAGAACCGAGACAAGAAGCCCGACAAGCUCCGGGAGAUGCAGGAUGAGUUCGAGAAGAUCCAGGAGGCUUACGAGAUCCUUUCGGACCGCGCCACCCGGCGUCAGUACGACCGGACGCGCUUCGACGAGGCCCGCGCCAAGUCCCAGGGCAUGAACUCGUCCUUCUACUCGCAGAAGACAAAUACUGACAGCAGCUUCUGGGGGCGCUGGUCUGGGAAGAAGGAAGGCAAGGAGAAUGGCAACUCGCAGGACCUAAGUGCUGCCCUCAAGACAUCGAAGGCGCCGAAGCUGCCCAAGGCGGCCGACCUGCGCUUGGAGGUGAAGAUCUCUCUGGAGAAGGCGCUGAGAGGCGGCCUGAAGAUCCGGGAAGUGAAGCGGGACCGCAUGCAGCGCGCCUUUGGGGGCACCAGCCAAAACCUGAAGAGCGUGAACAUCAAGAUCGACCCCGGCCAGGCCGACGGCAGCGAGUACCGCCUGGAGGGGGAUGGGCAUUGGCCCUCCUUCAACGUGACCCCAGGGGACCUGGUCGUGAUCUUCCGACACAAGGCGCACACUUUCCUGCGGCAGGCUUCGGCCGCGGAGGGAGCGCUCCAGCUAGCGGUGCCGCUUACUGUGCGGGCCAAAGCCACGGAGCCGGUGCUGGCGGCCUGGUCCCCCACAUUCAAGGGCUCCAUGGUGCUGCUGCGCUUCGCCAACCCCUUGGUCCUGCACGCGCCCUGCAAGGCCUGCAACGUGACCUUCGUCUUGGAGAACGAGGGGCUGCCCAAGGCCACAGAGCCCACCAAGCGGGGCCAUCUGCAGGUGACAGUGCACGUGCAGCUGGAGGGCCCGGCCCUGGUGCCGAAGCUUGCGGCAGAGGCCUGCAAGGAGACCUUGGCAAAGCGCCACGUGAAGCAGUACAACCACCAGGUGACGCUGCGCACCACGUUGGCCAAUUCGCUGGCCGCCGGCUUGCCGGUGAGGAAGUAUGCGGGCAACGAGGCGCGGGAGCGCGGCGGUGGCCGAGUGCGUUUCCCCUGCGUGGUGGUGGUCUGGGAGUCCGCCGCCGGCGCGGACCUUGUGGCCUUCAACAAGGCCGCGGCGGCGCUGGGGCACCACGCCGCCCGGGCCGCCCAGACCUUCGGCUGGUGCUGCCACCUGCAGCUUUUGCCCAAGAGCCUGGGCUACGACCACGUGACUUUGAGCGACCGGGAGCUGGAAGAGGAGCCGGUGCCCGCGAAGGUGAACGGAAGGCGAAAGCGGAUGCGCACAGAGGAGCAGAGCUUUUUGCUCCGGUUCAACCUGGGGCCUCCGGAGGGCUUUUCGGACGAGGAGGAGGAGGAGGAGUUGCCUUCGAGUGAUGCAGCGGGCCAACCGGGUCAAAGUACCGCAGAGCUGCGAGUGGAGGACGAGGAGGGUGAAGAGGAGAAGGAGCUCACCAGGCUCAUCCGCGAGAAGCAAAGCGACCUUGACCAGGAGAAGCGGAAGUGGUCCCAGCGCAAGGAACGGCAACAGGGGGAGCGCCAGGAGGAGGAAGGCCUCCUAAGGGAGCUGCUGGAAAAGGACAAGAAGCGGGAGCUCGAGCGAGUGGAGCGGGAGAUGAAUGGGCUCCGCUCGAACUUUGAAUUCCAGCUUCAAGCGGAGAAGAAGUGGGUGGACGAAUUUAUGCAGACGCACAACUACCAGAACCAGUGGGUUUGCGUCUUCAAGCCGGCCAUGGUGGUCCGAGACCACCCCAAGGAGGAUGGGAAGAUUUGCCGGCGCCUGGUCUUUGACGAGGUGGUGAAGGCCAAGGGCAAGGUCACUGACGACUACUGGGUCCAGUUGGAGAACAACGAGUGGGCCUUGACCUGGCACAAGACCCACGGCCAGCUGCUGCAGCGCUGGUUCGGCGCGGAGCAGCAGCGCUUCGUGGACCUGCAGGCAAAGAUGGAAGAGCGCCGCAAGAUCCGUAACGAGACCUUUGUGGCGUACCGGCGGAAGAAGAAGGAGGUGGAGGAGUGGUCCAUCCCUCCUGGGCCGUCGGUUGAGGAGAAGUGUGAGAUGGAGGAUGAGGAAGCUGAGCAGCUUCAUUUCCUGAUGGAGCCGAUCCUGAAGGAACUCAAGGAGUGCAAGAGGCGUCUGCGGGAGCUGCGCCAGAAGCGCUUCGAGGCAGCGGCGGAGCGCACCCGCAAGGGCGGCGACGGCUUCGCGGCGGCGCCGCUGCCCGCGGGCUUCGAGGCGAGCCUUGAGGAGCCGCAGGAAGUGGUCCGAACGGACGAACCAGAAGCCAAGGAAAAAAGGCCCUGGGAGGAGACAAAGCAGGCCGCAGACAAAGCCUUCAAAGACAAGGAAUGGAACACGGCCCUCUCGCUCUACAGUAAGGCCCUCGAGUCAGACUUGGACUCCCUGAGCCGCGCCACGCUGCGCUCCAACCGGGCCCUGUGCUAUGCCCGGCUCUUCGAGUGGACCAAGAGCCUGGAAGACGCCGUGGAUGCCACCAUCCUCGAAGAGGAGUGGCCAAAGGGCUGGUUGCGCCGCGCCACCGCUGAGCUGCGCCUCACCAAGACCCGGCAGGCCCUGGCCUCGUUGAAGCGGGGCUUCAGUUGUGCUGGGAAGACGGCCGGGCAAUUCCUGGCUCUGGCCACCGAGUGCGAGGCCGCUCUUUACAAUGACAAGGAGGACGAGCCAGACGUGCCCGACUCGGCGGCGGGCCGCAUCGAAAAGUUCAAAGAGGACCGACUUGGAGAGGAAGUGGGCGUCUAG
This is a messenger RNA of Effrenium voratum, 3135 nucleotides long. The record is from the annotation of a GenBank genome assembly. NCBI's taxonomy places the organism in Eukaryota, Dinophyceae, Suessiales, Symbiodiniaceae.